Molecule: messenger RNA, 681 nt
Organism: Haemonchus placei
Lineage: Eukaryota; Metazoa; Nematoda; Chromadorea; Rhabditida; Trichostrongylidae
Source: the annotation of a GenBank genome assembly
AUGAAAAGAGAAGCCAUGCGGAAACUUUUCGAGACUGUUACCGCGCUGCAUCACAUUCGUUUCACAGCUCUCAAACAUCUCGCCCAGAAUGUGCCAGAAAUGUUGCCAGACUCUCCAGGAAGUCCGAGGAAUCUGGUCGCUUCCCAUGCCACUGCCGAUUCAGUGCUUCUCAGAUGGUGUGCACCAUUGUAUGUCGACGAAGGAAAGCGCUACUGGUACACGCUGACGUACAAGCCAAGAACCCCACAGCGGAGAAAUCAAGUGGUGCGCGUGGAUUUCAUUAACGAAGAGAAGUACUUGGUCACCGGCUUAAAGUCGUUCACUCUUUACGAAUUCAGCCUGACUACAACGACACGGUAUGGUUCCAGCAAAUCCGCGAAGGCCCAAGAGUAUACAGAGCCAUGUACAGUGCCCCAAUCGCUCCGCCUCGAAGCCAUCAGUUGCGAGACAGCAACCGUUUCAUGGCGUCCACCAAAAGUCAACAAUGGAGCUGAGGUUUUUUUCGUCUUUAAAUGCAUUGUCUCCGAACUUUUUUUUACCGUGAGCUCGCAGAAAUCUUUGAACGACGAAUACAAACUGUAUAUACUCUGUGUAUCUGCUGAGCAUAACUAUGGCCUAGCUGCAAUGUCAAAAUCGAUUCGAUUCCGCACGAAGCGCUGGUGGGCCGACGACGACAGCACA